AUGCCCCGGGGUCUGGACAUGUCACUUGACGAGCUCAUUGCGAAAAGGAAGAAACCCGGAGGGUAUCAUGGUUAUUUCAGAGGCCGAGGCCGUGGCCGUGGCUACGGCCCAGGCCCAACUCGUCGGCUCAUGAACCGCAACACCGUCAGAACAGCGCCGUACUCUGCUCAACCGAUUAUGCAAGUGGUGAGAACAACCGUUGAGCAAGAAAUGGAAGUGAGCGGAGGCACAGACACAGAGGAGGGCACCAAAUUAUACUUAUCUAACUUAGACUAUGAUGUUUCUAACAGCGAUAUUGAGUUGCUCUUCUCUGAGAUUGGUCACGUGAAACGACAUACAGUCCAUUAUGAUAGGAGCGGAAGAUCAAAGGGAACAGCGGAAGUCAUCUUUGUACACCAUUCAGAUGCUCUUGCAGCAAUUGAGAAAUACAACAAUGUUCAGCUUGAUGGAAAGCCAAUGAAAAUUGAGCUUGUAGGAGUGAAUCCUGUUGCUCCUAUUUCUGUGCCUCCAAGAAGCAUUCCGGGAAAUCCAAACUUUGUCUUCCAAAGUAGCCGAGGAAGAGCUGGUGCUAGGGGAUUGUUUCAUGGCCGUGGUGCUGGUGGGUUUCGACUUGCAAGGGGCAGUGGACAGGUGAAGAAGCCUAGUGGGAAGGUGAAGAAGCCUCGUGAGAAGGUGACUGCAGAAGAUCUGGACGCCGACUUGGAGAACUACCGCCUAAAAGCUAUGCAGAUAUGA
This is a messenger RNA of Prunus armeniaca (apricot), 735 nucleotides long. Lineage: Eukaryota; Viridiplantae; Streptophyta; Magnoliopsida; Rosales; Rosaceae. The record is from the annotation of a GenBank genome assembly.